Messenger RNA from Dermochelys coriacea (leatherback sea turtle), 9910 nucleotides. It is a transcript of the gene TET1, whose product is annotated as tet methylcytosine dioxygenase 1. Gene Ontology annotation, molecular function: DNA binding; zinc ion binding; DNA 5-methylcytosine dioxygenase activity. The record is from RefSeq and is a predicted model, not a curated record. The coding region runs from base 1 to 6561 and encodes 2186 amino acids. NCBI's taxonomy places the organism in Eukaryota, Metazoa, Chordata, Testudines, Dermochelyidae. The transcript has 11 exons. Gene Ontology annotation, cellular component: nucleus. Gene Ontology annotation, biological process: positive regulation of transcription by RNA polymerase II; oxidative demethylation.
AUGGCUCACCACGCCAGACCUUCCAGAUUAGUCAAAAAGGAAGAGUUAGGCAAAAGGAAAACCAGUGAAGGUAAAAAGAAAUCUAGCCAAGUGAAAAAGAAAGCCAAGAAGAAUUCCAAAAACGCUGUGAGUUCUGGAAAAUGCAAAAAGUCAAUGCAAGAAAAAAAUGAUAUAAAGAAAAAGCAACAAGAAAAGAAACCACCUUUGAGCUCAUCAGUUAGAUUUCUCAGGAGUAGUGUAACUAGAGCUUUAUCUGGAACACCUUGGGUAAAUAUGGAGAAAACAGAUAAUAUUCUCUUUCAUAACCAGGAUUCUUUAAACUUCAAUGGCUUUACAAUGUCUCUUCGUAGCAGAUCAUUCUCUCACAGACUGUCCCAAACUGCAGUAAUUACCAAAAAAAAGAAAGUUACAGCACAGAAAAGAUUAGAAAAAACGGACAAGUAUGAACAAGAAACCCUUACUAUAUUGGAAGAAAAAAAAGUUGAAGCUGCUGAAAGGGUUUCGAAACAAGAUUCAGCACAAAAUGAAUUAACCCCUCUCAACAUUCUAUGUGAUACAGACAUUGAGCCCUCCAUUAAAUGUGACAGUCAAGACAAAAAGAUAGGGAGACCCGAGUCAAGUGUCUCCAUUUCAAAGAGUCUACCAAACAUUUACAAUCCAGAAGUAUUAGAAGAGAAGUAUGAGUGUGAAGAGCCGCCCUGUGGGUGGACAUCAAGUAAGAUCAAUACAGGAAGCUCAGACGAAAGUUUUACUCAGAAUUCUGAGCUUGUUCCCGCACCUUUUCUUUCUGACUCUAUAAUCACCUCUGAAUUAAACACAAAAAAACAUUUAGAAUAUUCAGGCUCAUUUGCAGAAUCCCAUGUAAAGAUGAAGUUAGAUUUGAAGCCUGCUAAUAAAGAACCUGAUUCAAAUUCUGACUCUUUAGUUACCACUGAAUCAAAUUCAAUCGUAUAUUUAGAAGCUUUGGGCUCGUUUGUUGGAUCCCACAUAAAAACUGACUUGGAUUUGGUGCCUGAUAAUAAAGAACCUGACUCAAAUUCUGACUUGUGCUGUAAAAGAGAUGAUUCAGAAUCUGACACAAAAAAUGUAGUCACAGUUUGUGAACCAGUUAAUCUUGCAGUGCAGCAGCCUGUUAAAUACAUUGGUAAAGAAACUUUAUUUCUGGACUCAGGUUAUGUCCCUAUUUCAUCAUCAAACACAGAAAAAAGCAUAGUAGCCUUAGUCUCUACAACAACUGCAGUCUUCAAAGAAAAUACUGGACAUUCCUCUGAACGCUCUAUUUCAGGGUUGUCCUCAAACACAGGAAGCUCCACUCUUACCUCUGACAGUGAGAGAAAUGUACAUUCACCAACUGAUUCAAAACUGCGGCAUAAGGAUUCAUUACUAUCAGGAAGUGUUGGAAUAAACUUGAACUCAGUUCAGGACAACAAGAGCAAUAGCAUCGGUUCUGCUGAGGCUUCAGAACCAUCCUCCUUUACAAACCCAGUUUACAGUUAUCCUCUCUCAUAUUCAUCUUUGCUCCCUAUGUUGGAAAAAAAGAAACGAAGACGGUGUGGGGUAUGUGAACCUUGUCUGCGGAAAACUAAUUGUGAGGAAUGCAGCUGUUGCAGGAAACGCAAAACAAGUCACCGGAUAUGUAAAAAGAGAAAAUGUGAAGAACUGAAAAAGCCGCCACCACCAAUAACGCUACCUUUUGAGGUGCUAACUGAAAACAAAAGGCCUCAGAGGAGAAAGCAAAGAGUUUUAAAGGCAGAUUUAGAAAACAAACCAGUAAAUGGCCUCAGACCAGGACUCAUGGAAUGCAGUAUAUGCGGUCAUGGUGAAAAAUACAGGGUGAAAACAAAUCAAACAGUACCCUUUGAAAAUGUACAGUCUAAUGAAAAAGAAAGCAUGACAGGCUUAGAAGCAGAGAAGUGGACAGAUAAUGAAAAACCAUCAUUUAGCAUCUGUGUCAAUGGAGAUAUCCAUGGAACUGUGACAGAUAAUGAACACCUGAAAAAUUCUGAAGAAGAAAGAGCAGUCUCUCCCAGUGAAUUAGUUGAGCCAAAAAAGUUGUUUGCACAAACCAUUAGAAAUGGCAUUAUAAACAUACAUUAUCCACCAUCAGAAUCUGAUGUGUCACUGACAAAAGUAAUUGUAGAAGAAAGGGCAGAUUUGACAAACAACUGCAGAGAAAACAACUCCCCUUCACAUCAAAUAAAUACUGCUAAUCUGAAUAAUGUUGUAAGCACUUUGACAACUGGUGUUUGCUGUGCUCAUCCAGAAAAACAAGGAAAUGUUUUCCUGAGGCAGAAGUCAAACUGUACCUGCAAGACCUUUGAAGGAUCUGACAAUUCAGUUUUGCAAACUAAUUCCAUUGUGGAUAUACAGGAAAGGUCAUGUUAUACACCUGUGCCUGAAAAGGAAGUCCAUGUUGAAAAAGGUGCUGUUAAAAUACCAAACAAAGAGACACAACUUGAAAACUCCUCACUUCAGCCAACUUUUUUGUCCCUGAUUAAAAACAGAAACUUAACUGUAGAGCAGGUUGUAGCUAUUGAAGCAUUAACAAAAUUAUCAGAAGCCCCAUUAGAAGCAUCUGCACCAGAUAAAACAAAAAAUAUUGAACAUGCAGAACAAACAACAUCCCAUUUAUUCCGUAAUUACAAAAGGGACAUUUCCUGCUCUUUGACUUCUUCUACAUUAAAAGAAAUCAAAGAGACUUACUUACAGAAUGAACAACAUCUCUUGAGUCGCUGUGCUCGUUCACAGAAGCAGCUCCUUAAUAAGGCAGUGUUGUACAAUGGCCAAAGUACUGUUUCUGAACCCCCUGAUAAAUCUGUUAAUACUACCAGUGGAUCAUAUAGAUCAUAUGUAUCCCCAAGAGAGACCAAAUCUUUAUCUGUUUCAGUACCUAAUGCAAAGUCAUCUUCAGGUCAUACUACCAAGAAAAACUCUCUGUAUGAUAAAGUUACCAUUGCUACGUGUUUCAACAAUUCAUGUAAUGCCCAUCAAACAAGUAGCAAAUUGGAGAUUCUGAACCAGUUUGAGAAAAACAAAGCUUAUAAUGAUCUGAACUUGAAAAGUAAUUUUGCAAUUAAGGAAGGAGGAAUUCACAGCCAGGAUGAAGAAGAUGUAGCUACACAGUUAACUCAACUUGCAGCAAUAAUUGAAUCAAAUCAGACAAGUCCAGAGCAGAAGAAUGAUGUAAAGACAUCACUUCUCAGUCUAAUAUCACAUGAGAUUCAGCCAAAACAUAACCAGGACCAGUGCCUACUGAAGAAAAAACAGUCUGUGUUUAUAAGGCACAAUUAUAGCUCAUUGUUAGUAAAGCAAAAACAGCCAACACAUAAAAAAGGAAAAACUGUACCAUGGAAACAAAGACACAAAAAGAAGCCUCAAGUACCGGACUAUCAAGAAAAUAAUCAAAAACAGCAAGAGCAGUUGGCAUACCAGCAUAAUGAGUUGCAGGACAUUUGGAUAACAUCAAAACCACUUGGUCGUACCAUGCCACGGGAUUUGAAAAUAGCUGCAUCAAAAAAAAAAUCUCCCAGAACCAAAGUACAGAAGGAACUGAAUCAAAGUACUUUAUCAUCACAACAAAAAACUAGAUUAUUUCUUCCACAAACUCAGAUAAAAAUCCAUAGACAUCUACCUGAGGUACCAUGGGAGAAAACAAAAGACAAGCUGUUUGGCUGUGAAGUAGUAACUGAGCACAUCAAAACUGUAGGCUCCAGUGACACACAAGGUAUUGAUCCACUGAAAAGUGACAUUGUUGUUACCUCUUCACAAUAUAAUGGCCUGCUUUCCAGUAAUCCUAUGGUUGCUUCACAACUUAAAACUGAAUCGUGUUUAAACAGACCAAGUGAAAAUGUACAGAUGUUUACAGAAAAAUAUAGUAAUUCUCAGGUACAGCAAACAAUGAAUGUCAUUCAGAAGUAUCCCUUGCCUCAAACACUUAAUCAGUCUAACCAGAGAGCUCAUGAGAUAUCUGAUGAAGACCACGCAAAUUUUCAGCAGAAUGCUGCAGAGCAACAAUUGGAUCAGAAGUUGCAAACACUCCCAGUUACCUGUUGUGAGACCCACUUACCCCACACGGUAGAAACUCUCAGGAAUAUAGAUUGUGCAGGUGAAAUUACAGUUCUGACAUCAACAAGUUUGGGUACUGAAAACCCCCAGAGUAUAGGUGACUUGGGAUGUUCUCCGGCAAAGAAUACACUCAGCAGUUUUCUUGAAUCUCCUAUGAAGUUCCUAGACACUCCUACAAAAAAUCUGAUCGAUACACCUACCAAAAAAGGACAGUCUGAAUUUCCAAUCUGUGACUGUGUUGAGCAAAUUAUAGAGAAAGAUGAAGGCCCAUAUUAUACACACCUUGGGACAGGACCAAGUGUUGCUGCUGUCAGGGAAAUAAUGGAAAACAGGUAUGGAGCAAAAGGAAGUGCUGUCAGAAUAGAGGUAGUGGUUUAUACAGGCAAGGAAGGAAAAAGCUCUCAGGGGUGUCCGAUUGCCAAAUGGGUGAUACGAAGAAGUAGUGAUGAGGAAAAGUUGCUGUGCUUGGUUCGUCAGCGUGCAGGACACCACUGCCAAACGGCCGUCAUAGUGAUUCUGAUUUUGGCCUGGGAAGGGAUUCCUCAUCUUCUGGCUGAUACGUUAUAUAAAGAACUGACACAGAGUCUCAGAAACUAUGGCUGUCCCACAAGCCGUAGAUGUGCAUUAAAUGAAGACCGCACUUGUGCAUGUCAAGGACUUGAUCCUGAAACUUGUGGAGCCUCAUUCUCAUUUGGCUGUUCAUGGAGUAUGUAUUUCAAUGGCUGUAAAUUUGCAAGAAGCAAAAACCCCAGGAAAUUUAGACUUCUCACAGAUGACCCUAAACAAGAAGAACAUCUUGAAAAUAAUUUGCAAACUUUAGCUACUGAUGUGGCUCCACUUUAUAAGAAACUUGCUCCUGAUGCUUUUCAGAACCAGGUGGAAAAUGAACACAUGGGCCCAGACUGUCGGCUUGGAUCCCAGGAUGGUAGGCCUUUCUCUGGUGUUACAGCUUGUAUAGAUUUCUGCGCCCACGCCCAUAAGGAUACACACAAUAUGCACAAUGGAAGCACUGUGGUCUGCACAUUAACAAAAGAAGAUAACCGUUCAGUGGGGGUGAUACCGAACGAUGAACAGCUACAUGUGUUGCCUCUUUACAAAAUUUCACAGACAGAUGAAUUUGGCACUGAGGAGGGACUGGAAGCUAAGAUAAAAGCAGGAGCAAUACAGGUGCUUACAGCUUUUCCCAGAGAAGUACGGAUGUUAGCUGAGCCACUUAGAGCUACAAAGAAAAAGAAGCCAGACACAAAGAAGACACAAGUUGAAAAGCAGACAUUAGCAGAUAAGAAAUAUUCAACACCAGCAAAGCUGAAAAUUGGAGCUCCUGAAAAUCUUGGUAAAACUUCACAGUAUUUAGGGAACAAAACAGAUGCUUUGCAACCUGGAAUAAAAAUGGAGACUUCAGAUCACCUUUAUGCCAUGAAACAUACUUCAAAUGCUACUAAAAGUUGCUCUGUAUUAAAACAAUAUACUGCUUCCUCCCCUUUUAAGGUGGAUAGUUUACAUCCUUAUUCGUCAUUAACACAUAAGCCUAGCAUAACAGCAGUGACUGAUAUUCAACAAGAUUUUUCAGUUCCCUACGGGUAUUUUGAAUGCAGUAGUAAGCAACCUCAUGUCACACCUUAUAUUAAAUGUAAGAAUUUUGAUGUGUCAGUUAAAGAUUAUACUGGAAUUUUGCUGAAUGAAAAGAGGAAUGGUGUGCCACCAAUUCUUCCAGAUAUUACAGUUUCAGACCACCCAACCCUUAAAGACCCCCUGCAUAGUAUACUUGAACACCUACCAGAUGACAAGCAAAAUUGUCAACUACAAUUAGAAAAUGCUCCUUCGCAAUCGAUCAACCCUUGUGAUAUGUCGGUACCAUUAAACUCUCCGGUAAAGGAUGUAACCAGAAAUGAAGCUAAAACGUCUCAUAAAUGUCCAGUGGAAAAAGGUGGCUCCCAUCAAGAACAGAUUUGUGAUUCCAAAGCUAGUGAUGAAAAGCAAAGAAAUGUGCUGGCAGAACCAAUGGAUUCUGAAGAAAAAGCUGAUGAAAUGUGGUCAGACAGUGAGCACAAUUUUUUGGAUGAUGAUAUUGGUGGUGUUGCUGUGGCACCUUCUCAUGGUUCUAUCUUAAUUGAAUGUGCAAGACGUGAACUCCAUGCCACAACACCCAUUAAGAAACCAAACCGCAGUCAUCCCACACGAAUCUCUUUAGUCUUCUACCAACACAAAAAUUUAAAUGAGCCAAAACAUGGAUUAGCAAUGUGGGAAGCAAAGAUGGCUGAGAGAGCAAAAGAGAAGGAAAAAGAAGCAGAAAGAUUAGGGACUGAAAAUACUGAACUAAAAUCUAGCAGCAGGAAAACCAAGCAGAGCAGUGAAACCAGAGAGAUUUUCUAUGAAGAAAAUGAGUUCAACCAAAUUCCAUCACGCAGAGCGUUAACAGUAACUCAAGAUAAUGUAAUAACAGUGUCUUCUUAUGCCCUCACUAGAGUUGCAGGGCCCUAUAACCAUUGGGCAUAGGUUUUAGUAGCAGAUGCCUUGCCUUGGUGCAGUGUUAUACAGUAUUUCUUUAAGGUGCUGUUAAAGAACAGAGUCAUGUGUAGUUUACUAUUUGUUCAUCUCAACCAUUUUAAGGCUGAGGUAAAAAUGGGGAUUUAUCUUAAACUGUGACUUUAUAUUUUAACAUUUGGUGGUGCUUGAGCACAUUUUAAGCAAAAAAAAAUUGUAUAGUUUUAAUAUGUUCUAAAAGAAGAUUUUGGUUAGGUUAUUAACCUUGAUUGAAUCAUUCAGUUUAUUACCUUUAGGAAAUUAUAUUUUGGUGCUUUAAAUCAAAUCUGUUUACUACAGAACAAGUCAUUUAUAGGGAUUUUAACAGAUUCACAUUUUAUGAUGUAAAAUCAAAUUAUACAGUGAUAGCUCUACACGGUUCUUGGUGCUUGACCACAUCAAACAGUAAAAAUAAGCUGAAUUAUUACUUCAUGGUGCCAUUGCUCCAACAACUUCCAAUCAUUGCUAAAAAGUCCAAAUUACAGAUAAAUCUUUUAAGAGAACCAAUGAAAUUUUCUCUUUUUAGAGUUUUCAUAAUGUAUAAAAUGAAGUUAUCACUAGUGAUGGCUGGAAGUUGUUUGUAAGCUGUAAAUAUAUAUUUUAAAAGCACUUUCUAUUUUUAAAAUUAACUUGAACUAGUAUAGUACGAGGAUCAUAUUGUCUAAGGUUUGUGCAUACUCUACAGAAGAAAUCAUUUUGUUCUUGCUGUGUAGAUUUCCAUACUGUUACAAUUGCAAUAUGUAUGCUAAUAACAUAUGUGAUUGUUUUUAGACUUUCCCUUUUUCCAUUGAAGAUUUUUAUGUUACAUAUAAACAGAAGAAUAAUAAAAUGCAGAAACUUUUAAUUAUUUACAAAUAUGGAAUGAAGAAACAUCUUGUUCAAUGUGUGUUGCUAUUGGGGAAUUAAAUAAUUAAUUUUUUAAAGACAGAAAUUAUGAUGAUUUAUUUGAGCAAUAAGCACAUUAGUCUCACUCAUCUAAAGCAUUGCAAGUUAUGUGACACAACCAAAUGUUCCUAAUGCCUCAGGGGUAGGAUUGUUUUGGGAUUUAAAAAAAAAAAAAGUACCCCUAGAGUUGCCUUACUCUGUUCUGAAAAAAGUUAUAAAAAUGACAAAUUAAUUGUUAAAAAAGUAAGAAAUUUUCAAUAUCUAAUGUUUAACAGCAAGUUUUAUUUGAUAAUUCCCUUCCAGAAUGUUCACUAGCUAAUAAGAAUGCUUUUUCAGUUCAGUGGGGGUUGUUGUUGUUGUUGUUUUUACAAGCAUGUUUUGUAUCAUUUUUAACAAUGAUUUAUUUAUACAUUUCAUAUGGGAACAGUUGUUAGUUCCAAACAUUUGAAUUUAUGUUCUGCAUUUCAUUUGGAAAAUUCACACAUCACCAAAUGAUUAUGGUUACAUUUUGCUAAAUGAGGAAAAGUAGACACUCCAUUCAUAAAUAAUGUAGCAUCCAUCCCACUCUUCUUUCUCUGAUUCUAGUCUCCUCCUCAUUUCUGUUUUAUUAUUUAUUUAUUGAAUCAAAUAAUCACCAGACAAAAAAAUAGUUUAAGUAAGGACCUUGUCCUGCAAGCCUUACUCACCUUCUCAGUCCAAUUAAAGUCAGUGGGACUACCCAAGUAAGGCCUACUCUUGUGCAUAAUGGUUGUGGGAUAAGAUCCUACGGGUCAAGCUCUACCUUAAUUUUACCUGUGAAUACUCACAGUGUAUGUAAUCCCAUAGAUGUAACUGAGGUUAGUAUUUUCUAUUGAGAUCUUAUACCAGUAAUAUACUUGAUAAUACUAUAAUGCAGUGGUGCUGUAACAAAAGUAAUCUGAAAUGUCUAGAUCCACUUUAUCUAAUACCUAGACAAGGUGCUUUUUUCUUGAAAAGUUCUAUAAUAAUUGUGAUAUUUACAGUUUUGGUACAAAGAAUAUGUGAAUUUUAUUUUUUACACACAGUGCUAACUAGAACCCUGAUCCUGAAAAUACUUACAGGUAGGAGCAGGUCCAAUGAAUUCAGUAUUUGCGGGAUCAAGGCCUAAAGUUGCAAUCACUAUGUAAUGAUAUUGGGCUAAACCUAAAAUCCUUAUGUACACUGACUAUUGAAAUUAACAGGAAUUUUGAUGGAUAAGGACAGGAGGAUUGGACCCAUUCUUUGUAUUUUAUCUAACUCAAAGUAAAAUUUGUGAAGACCCCAUAUGCUGCAAAUUUUAGUUUAAAGCCUGUUAGUUCAAGUACAGGAUAUGAAGGGAUUAUAAAUAAUAAAAAUGUCAAUAUUAUGCCAUCAUUUUGUACCAGCAGUUUUCUGCUUCUUGAAUAUGUAAAGUACAGUAUACAUUAAAUCAUUAUGGUAUUUUGUGUGCCUUAGAUUUCCAUUUUAAAACUUGUCUAUUUUUUGUGAGGCUAAAAAUUACAGCUGUAUAUACAGUAAGUAGUAUACUAAGUUGCUCCAGCAACAUAUUUGCUAUCUUAGUACCCUUGUUUAGCACCAUGGUCAAUUAUCUAUCAAAAGGAUUACUUUGCUACUAGUAAGUGUCACUGAUAACACUGAUAGAUUUAGACAUAUUAUAACUUCACAAUAAUUUCACUGUGCCAUAUGCAUGUAUAGUGCAGAAUUAAGGAAUUCUUUAUUUCUCAGCAAUUCUACUAAAUACCAUUUUUAUGUCAAAUUUAAUAGGAAAAGUUUUAGGGCCUUUAUUCUGCUUACAAGAAAUAUUAAAAUGGCUGGAAUUUCCAUUUGAAUCCUUCCAGACCUUUAGGCUUGUGUGUGAUUAGGCAGUUCAAGUGCUAAAAACAAUUAAUAGAGAAAACACCAGUUUCCUCAAAUACCUGAAAAGCAGAAUAGGUGCGUCUUAAAUGGCAUCUUUAAGUAUGUUUGUCUUUUACAAGGCACUUCUCAAUUGACUAUCAGUAGGGACUCAGCAAGACCAACAGGGAAAUCCAGCUCUAAUAGAUUCAUAAUGGCAAUGUUAAAAGAGAACAGUAUGUCUGAAAAGCAAAUAUUUUCUAGUAAAUAUAUUGCAGUAUGAGAAAUGCAUCUAUUUACUGUAUUUACAGCUGUGUGUAUUUAUUGUAACAUUUCAGAAUAUUUAUCAGUCUUGUGCACACAGAUCAACAUUGUAUUGAGUAAGAUUGUACUUGCAACAAUAUUGUCCUCUUAAAAGUUAUGAAUUUUAGGAAGUGACUCUUUACCUUCCAUCCCACACAACUGCUCUAUGAUUUCCUCUCACCCUCAUAGACGCAUAAACUUUAAGGUCAGAAAGGACCAUCAUGAUCAUCUAUUCUGACCUCCUGCACAUUGCAGAAGCAGGAUCUUUCCAGAUUGGCCAGCCAGGUCAGGAACCACAUCUGAA